Molecule: messenger RNA, 947 nt
Organism: Ostrea edulis (European flat oyster)
Lineage: Eukaryota; Metazoa; Mollusca; Bivalvia; Ostreida; Ostreidae
Product: glucose-induced degradation protein 4 homolog
Exons: 5
Coding region: 64-669 (201 amino acids)
Biological process (GO): protein targeting to vacuole; protein catabolic process in the vacuole; negative regulation of gluconeogenesis
Cellular component (GO): GID complex; extrinsic component of membrane
Source: RefSeq, a predicted model, not a curated record
CUACUUCCGGUUCUUUUGGCUUGAGAUUUGUGUAGGGAUCGCAACAGUUUUAACCGUGUAAAAAUGCCGGUGAAGCUAGAUCCGCCUCCUCCAGCCAAUUCCAAACAGCCAGGAGUAACAACCACCCUUCUGUACAACGGAUCUAGGUUCCAGGGGCAUCAAAAAAGUAAAGGAAAUUGCUAUGAUGUCGAAGUAAUCCUACAAUAUGUGGAUUUAGAAAAUUCAUAUCUGUGCGGAUAUCUGAAAAUCAAGGGUCUGACUGAGGAAUAUCCAACCUUGACAACAUUUUUUGAUGGUGAAAUUAUCAGCAAAAAACAUCCAUUUCUAACAAGAAAAUGGGAGGCUGAUGAAGAUGUGGACAGGAAACAUUGGGGGAAAUUUUUGUCCUUUUUCCAGUUUGCCAAGACAUUCAAUUCUGACACCUUUGACUAUGAUAAUCUAACUAAUGCAGACUUUGUGUUCAUGAGGUGGAAGGAACAUUUUCUUGUACCAGAUCAUACAAUAAAGAAUAUCAAUGGAGCUUCUUUUGCUGGAUUUUACUACAUUUGCUUCCAAAAAUCAACUACUACCAUAGAAGGAUACUAUUACCACAGAACAUCAGAAUGGUUUCAGUCAUUGAAUUUGUCCCACGUUCCAGACCACAGUAUACCAGUAUACCAGUUUAGAUGACAAGACAAAGACUAUGUGUGUGUUAAAGACAAUAAUAAUAUAAUUCACAUACAGUGUACAUACAUGUAAUUAUAGUUAAUUUUUGUUGUCAUGUGUAUUCACUACUAUUCAUUUCAAGGUCUUUUUCUGCAUAAAGUGCAUUUUCAUGAGAAGUUGCAAUAUACUCAGCAAAAGUUGACAUGAAAUAAUGUAUAAUUAUUUUUGAAUUUGUUGUUAUAUUAAUAAAGAACAUUUUACAUAAUGACAUAUGGUUAUGUGAAAUGCAUGUUUUCUUUAAA